AUGGAGAAAAAGCUUUAUUGCAUUUUGCCUUAUGCAUUCCUAAUCACCGUAACCUUCCCAGUGCUUUCUUCAGAAGCCAAACAACCUAUGAGUCUUGCAACUGAUCAAACUGCCCUUCUUUCACUCGAACAUAGAUCUCUUUUACUUGCAACUAAUUGGACCAAUUCGAGCUCCGUCUGCAGCUGGAUUGGCGUCACUUGCAGCUUGCGCCACCCAAGAGUAGCUGCCUUGAAUCUCUCCAACAUGGCUCUCUCCGCCACCAUUCCACCACAGUUCGGACGCCUCUCCUUCCUCGUCUCCCUCGACCUCUCCAACAACCUUUUCUAUGGAGAUUUCCCACACCAACUGUCUCUCCUUCGCCGUUUGAAGUUCAUAUCUUUCCGACUCAACAACUUCACUGGAGACAUCCCUCCGAUGUUCGGUCAGUUACCAAAAUUAGAGUAUUUGUCUUUAAGCAACAACAGCUUCAUAGGUUCCAUCCCAAAAUUGCUCUCAAACCUCACAAACCUACAAUUUCUUGAGUUAUCUUUCAAUUCUCUAAGUGGAGAAAUUCCAAAAGAGUUUGGGAGACUUCAAAGUCUACAAACUCUAUCUGUUCGAUUCAAUCGUCUAUCCGGUGCUAUACCAUCAGCCAUAUUCAACAUCUCGACCCUUGUAGUUAUAGCAUUGAGAAACAAUGAACUGAGUGGAAGUCUUCCAACAGACAUGUGCCGUAAUCUUCCAACUCUUACUGUGCUAAGUCUUUCUAAAAAUCAGCUGAGUGGCGCGAUUCCCUCAAAUCUAUCCCGAUGUUCAGGGCUUGAUGUGUUGGGCCUCUCUUACAACUCUUUUAGUGGGGAGAUUCCUUCAGAAAUCGGCUACUUAACAUCUCUUCAGUUGUUAGCUCUUGGUGGUAACAAUUUGAAUGGAAUACUACCGCAUGAGAUUGGCCAUAUUCAGAGUCUUGUUACUUUUGGUGCUGAACAGAAUGAGAUUGCGGGCUCAAUUGAUUUCAAUAUUUUCAUGAAUAUGUCUUCUUUGCAAACCUUAGCACUAUGGCGUAACAAAUUCACGGGGAACCUUUCAAGGGAUGUCGGGAAUAUUACCAUGCUAACAUUGUUAGAGCUCCAGGAAAACCAUUUUACAGGGCUUAUUCCCACUGAAUUUGUCCAACUUUACCAUUUGGAGACAUUACGAUUAUACUCCAACAGCUUGAGUGGUUCGAUUCCACAUGAGCUCUUUAACAUUUCAACACUUCGAAUUCUUUCACUUGGCGGCAAUGCUCUGUCAGGGGUUCUUCCAACCCAUUUAUGCCAUGCCUCUCUCUCUCUCGAAGAACUUUAUCUUGGCAUAAAUUCUAUUAGUGGAGCAAUACCCAACUCCAUCUGUAACUGUUCUCAACUCACAAUUCUCUCACUUCCCCGAAACAAAUUCAGUGGUUAUAUACCUACUCAUCUCGGCAACCUAAGACUUCUUCAAAGACUUGAACUGUUCAGAAACAAUCUUACCCAGGCACCAUCUUCUUCCUUCAUUACUUCAUUGACAAAUUGCAGGUGUCUAACUGAUUUGGUAUUUGAUAAUAAUCCUCUAAAUGGUGUCAUUCCAGCUUCUGUCGGGAAUUUAUCUUCCUCGCUUUCAAUAUUCACCGCCAGCAACUCCAAAUUCAGUGGCAGCAUUCCUGUUGAAAUAGGCAAUCUAAGCAAUAUGAUGGUAUUAGAUUUAUCUGGGAAUGAGUUAUUGUUAGAACCGGUCAUUGAAGAAAAUCAGCUGCAAAAACGAAGUUGUCAUGCAGAAGUCGUACUGGCGUGCUUCUGCUUCCAGCUUCUGCUGCUGCUGCUGAUGUCAACUGUUGCUGUUGCUGGUGCUGGGCUUGGGAAUUAA
Molecule: messenger RNA, 1860 nt
Organism: Salvia miltiorrhiza (redroot sage)
Lineage: Eukaryota; Viridiplantae; Streptophyta; Magnoliopsida; Lamiales; Lamiaceae
Product: LRR receptor-like serine/threonine-protein kinase RGI5
Exons: 4
Coding region: 1-1860 (619 amino acids)
Molecular function (GO): protein binding
Source: RefSeq, a predicted model, not a curated record